GGGAGGCUGCUCUGCUCUGCCCUGCCCUGCUUUCUCAAGACCCUCUGUUCUGUUCAAAGCCGGUUCGGCUGCUAGAUCUGCUAGAUUUGUGUCGUCGCUCACUUUCAGCAGCUCGCAUCUGAAACCAUGGCGGAAUUCCCUUCCAUGCCUAGGCACACUCACCGCACAUCACGCUGUAAUAAAUCGUGAGGUAAACCGACGUUGCUCCUCUGAAGUUGCCACAGCAUUCCAAGUGGCCGACUGACUGAUCUACAUACGGUGCUUCAACCCUCAUCACAGAAAUUCCAACUCCACCAAUCACCAAUUCACCACAGUAGUACCUUUCCCAAGUAAAAAUCCAUUGCUUUCACAUAUAAUUCUUGAUCCUGAAAUGUUUCUGCCACACCAUCCAUUCCACCCAUACUGUUGUUCUCUGCAUAUGAACAAUCAGGACAAAUUUAUCAGUUCAGUGCCGGGACAAGCUUUGCUUUCCUUUCGUGCCCUUUUGGGCUCUAUCUAUUCCCCGAACCAUGCCGCCUUUUGGACUUUGGCAAGGAAGUGUACUAGUACCCGUCGACGAACAUCAUAUCUAGCAGGUUAGUACGUACCAGAGAAAACAUUCCUCCUUCACAUCACAAGGAACAUUCUAUGGAUGGCUUCUUGGUGGGCUGCCUUCUGUGGUUUUCUGGACUUCCUCUUGCCCUGGAAUGUUUUGAUAUAGAAACUUCAUCUGUCACUUGACUUUUGCAACUAGUACUGUAAUUCUGUAAACUUGUGAAGAAAGGCUACUCGACCCAGUAACUCAAUCAUGUCAGACUGUGCCAGGAAUAGAUUCAAUGAGAAAGAAGACUUCCAAGUUGUUUUGGGCAAAGGAAAUCCUGGAGAGUCAUCUUGCCAGCAACAUACCAAGUGGAUGGCACACUGGACCAGAGCAAGCAGCAGUCCAUAUGGCAAGAGCUGUAGUCCUUUGGAGGAUGACAACAAUAGGACCUGCACAAAAGAUUCUGAAACUUCACCUUUUGAGCUUAGGAAAUCCACUGUGGCCGAAAGGCUAAUGUUGGGAAGAAACCAUGAAGGAAUUUCAAUGAAGAAUGUGCUGCGGUUAGACCCUAACAUGUGGGAUGUGGGGCAUGAUGCUUGGCAAGAAGCUGAACAAACCAAAACUGAAUGGCGAGAUGGGCAUUUUCAAAGCUGUAAGAUCCAGAUGCAGAAAGAUGAAAAUUUCUAUGCCAAGAGGGUAGUAUCAGAAACACUUUCCGUUUGCAGGCUUUCAGACCUACCAUUGGAUUUUCAGAAACUUGUGAGCUCAGAAGAGAACCCUGAUGAUUCACAUUGGAACCAGAUUCCUAUGUUGUCAUUCAAUAAGAAAGUUGAAACUAUACUCAGCCCAAAGCGGAAGUAUGCGACCGGUACUGUGUUCGAUGAUCUCUUUGUGCCACAACAAAUUCCGAAGCUAAACGUGGCUCCAUCUCGAAUGACUGACAUGGUCAUGGAUCAUUGCAAACCUUCACGGGGCAUCAAAUAUCUCCUAGAAGACCCUACCUGUCUCGUUUCUGAUCAUUCAGGGAAGAAACUAAAAGUAGACAGUAACUCAUCAUCAGAUUGUGGAAUGGAUGAGCAGGGUACAGGUCACUAUUUUGCAAACCCAAAUCAGGAGCCACUCGGCAGAUGUGGCGAAAAGCAGUUCAAUCUUUCAGAAAACAGUGACAAGGGCCAAACAGUUGGAGGUGCGCCUCAGAAUCACAAGUCAAGAACACCUACUAGACUCAGAAAACAUGAAGUUGCUGCAGGAGUCAUGCUUUCCGCGCCAGCACUUGGUAAAGAAUACGAGACCAUACCAAUCAAUUACUUUAUGAAGAGCAAGCAGGAUGAUGAGGACUUUUAUGUUGCAAGUCAUUCGAUAUCUGAUAAGCACCAUGAUCUGAAUACCCACAGAAUGGAAUAUGCAGCGAAUGUAACGGACUCCUGCAUGUUCCCUGAUCCAGCUGCAAGCAUACUGGCAAUGAAUAGUAAGGGUGGCGCGGUGACCCGUGAAAGACAACCGGUCGACAGAUUUACAGAUUCUGUUGAACAAAACGGUCCCUGUUUAUUUGAAAUGCUGUCAAUCCCUUCCAAAUCACAGAGUACGUACCCGAUAGAUUCGCUGUCUUCUUGCAGUCCUUUAUUUGGAGCCCAGAACCAAUUCUCACCUAAAGCUAAAACGAUGCGUGGAGAUUCACAACAUGUGUCAAAAUCCUCAGCAGGCACCGCUUCAUCGUUGAUGCAAAAGGACAAUGGCUGCGCAGAAAGAGCAAAUGAGCAGCUGGCAACUCUGUCCAUAGAAGGAUCGCCAAGAUACAACAAAGAAAACAUAUUUCGUAAUGUCAGUGUCAAUCACUCGAUGCCGGAAACAGAAAUCAUGGACUUGGACCCCCCGCUGUUCCAAAGCAGCACAAGAAAUCAAGUCCCCAGUGACACGGUUCGGUCGUCGGCGGGUGCCGAUCCAAGCGAGAAAUGGCUCAAGCGCCUGCUCCAUGACACCGCGGACCCUCAUGUCCACCGUUCCAAGAGGCCCAGAACCGGAGACUAUCUUCCGGUUGGAGGAGCAGGUGGAAUGUCCGGCACCGACAUCGCCGACCAUGUUGAGGCAAGGUGUGUUCGCUGCUGGAUAGGAAGGUUGUGCCGGGGUGGCGUCGCCCCUGUUCCGCACGGAGAACCAGGGCAGGGAACGAGAGCAGCAGCGGAGCCUGACGUCGCGGCCAGGGAACUUGGAGGCCAUUUCCCGAGCAUCAAGGCGAUGGCGAUGAUCGGGCGGAUGAUGAGCAAGGCCCGGCCAUUGGAUUAUCAGAGGAAGGGGCCUUGUGUUAUGUGGAAGGCAGAGGAAGGAGCCUGAGUGGCUGGCUAGCUUUUUAGUUCUUCUGUUUUGUGUGGUGUACUGGUGUAAUAUUUGCCGCUACAUGUCAUGUGGUUUGUUCUAAAGAAUGUAAAUAAAGUGUACAGUAUAUGUGUGUAAUGUCAGCUAUAGCUCGUCA
Molecule: messenger RNA, 2990 nt
Organism: Aegilops tauschii subsp. strangulata
Lineage: Eukaryota; Viridiplantae; Streptophyta; Magnoliopsida; Poales; Poaceae
Biological process (GO): regulation of photomorphogenesis
Source: RefSeq, a predicted model, not a curated record